Molecule: messenger RNA, 1647 nt
Organism: Uranotaenia lowii
Lineage: Eukaryota; Metazoa; Arthropoda; Insecta; Diptera; Culicidae
Gene: Asciz
Exons: 2
Coding region: 121-1365 (414 amino acids)
Biological process (GO): regulation of transcription by RNA polymerase II
Cellular component (GO): nucleus
Molecular function (GO): DNA-binding transcription factor activity, RNA polymerase II-specific; transcription cis-regulatory region binding
Source: RefSeq, a predicted model, not a curated record
UCGUUCGGUUUUAACAAAAUGACAUCGCAUUAGAAACAAAUCGAUUCCAGUUUAAGGAUCUUCUCACCGGAGUAAAACGGAAAUUCCGGUUUCCCCAGGGUUUGGUUUUUUUCCGGAGGAAUGGAGCAACAGGUGGUGUUUAAGAUAUCGCUUGCGCCGGAAGACAUCUUGGCCACCCGUUUGUUGUUGUGCCAGGUGGACGGCUGCCGGGAGCAGUUCACUAACGAGUCCCAUCUACGAAUGCAUCUGACCCGAAGGCACCGAAUCCACAGCGAAAACGGCGGAGGGUUGCAGACUCCCAAAAAUGAUGAACGACCCGUCGAGCACUAUCAUUGUCCGGUGGAAUCAUGUCUGUACGCGCUGCAAUCGGGUGGCGAAAAGUACUUCCUGUCGUUCAAGAAUCUGAAGCAACAUUUUCUUAAGAUGCAUUCGGAUAAGAAUUUCUCAUGUGAUCGAUGUAAUGGCCAGAAAUCAUUUGCAACUGAGUCGCUUCUCAGAGCACAUCAGUCUAACUGCGGAAUUCAACAUGUUUGUCAGGUGUGCCAACUGCCUUACGGUAGUCGAGAAGCACUUCUCACUCACGCAAAAAGAAAGGGCCACGACUACGAGAAAGUGCUGGCCGCUAAAACAUCUAACAGUAAACGGAAGAUGAAAUCGACUUUCAAAAUUGAUAACUCCAAAAUGUCGAAAAUGAGCACUACAGUCGAAACUCAAACCGACCAAAACGUUGAAAACCUCAAAACGAUCCGCAAAUCUCGGACCACUCAAACCGAAUUGCAGGACGAACAUCUUUCGGGAUUUUUCAGAAGUGAAUGUUCAACUCAAACGUGCACCAUCAAUACCUUCACAUCAACCACUGACAAUUUUUGCCAAACAAACUUCGAACAGUUUGGUCAGUUCGAGGUACCUACUGAUCUGAUGUACCCGACUGGGACCACAGAACCUCCCACAUCUGCCAGCAGCAAUUGCGUUUGUACCGAAACGCAAACCGAUCUCAUUUACGAUUCGAUGUUCCCUAACGAGGACCGAACCGAUCCGAUGCUGUACUCGCACAUGUACACCCAGACCUGUGAUGAUAACAUAUUCUCCGAUCUCGCCCUAACCACCAUCGAAACGCAAACCAACUGGGGAACGGAAGAGUUGGGCGAGUUUCUCGUUUCGGCGGAAACGCAAACCGGUACCCUGGCGUUUGGGAACACAUCUUCGACUUCGACUACCGGAACGCAGCAGAGCAAUCUUCCUCGGGGAGAAACGAACGGAGACAACAGUAGGGGUGCCUCGACUCAGACGCAAGCUUCCACCAGUAUGGAGUUCCUGAAUGCUAUUAGCGCUGAAAGCAGCUCGAUUCAUACCCAAACCUCUUGAUAUUGUACCGACGAAAGUUACUAUUAUCGGUUGGAUUUCUGAUAGGGAAUUGAACAGGUAUUGUUACCGUUUUCUUCUCUCAAUGGAAGAAUGCCACAGUGUUGUAAAUUUCUUGGCAAAUUCAUUUUCUUUUUGUAAACUUAAAUAAUUCUAGUCAGAAUUCAAAGAGCUAUUAGGAAAUAACUGAUAAAAUACUUAAUGAAUUUGCACUAGGUGUUCGUUGUUAACUUCUCUCACACUGAUCGUAGCUGUGCAUCAAAAAUAUAGAACGUUCACACUCAA